Messenger RNA from Penicillium verhagenii, 357 nucleotides. Its product is annotated as putative tubulin-specific chaperone Rbl2. Gene Ontology annotation, biological process: post-chaperonin tubulin folding pathway; tubulin complex assembly. NCBI's taxonomy places the organism in Eukaryota, Fungi, Ascomycota, Eurotiomycetes, Eurotiales, Aspergillaceae. The record is from RefSeq and is a predicted model, not a curated record. Gene Ontology annotation, molecular function: beta-tubulin binding. Gene Ontology annotation, cellular component: cytosol; microtubule cytoskeleton. The coding region runs from base 1 to 357 and encodes 118 amino acids. The transcript is spliced from 3 exons.
AUGGCUCCCCGCUCCCAACUUGAGAUUGUUACCUCUUCGGUCACCCGCUUGGUGAAGGAGGAGGCUUCCUACCAUCGUGAACUGGAGCAGCAGAUUGAGCGGAUCAAGAAGCUCGAGUCCAGCCCAGAUGACGGCGAUGAGAACAAAGAGUUCCUUGUCAGGCAGGAGAAGUCGGCUCUGGAGGAGACAAGAAAUGUUCUGCCCACCUUGAAGCAAAAGAUUGUGCAGGCCGUGAAGGAGUUGGAGGCUCUGAUCAUCGAGGAGGGCCACAAGGGUGCCGAGAGUAACGUUGCGCACAUCACUAAUGCUAAGGACGCCAUUGCUAAGGCCAAGACGGCCGAGCGCGAGAUCUCGUAA